AUGUAUCGACAACUGCUCUGGCUCGGCCUCACCUCGGCCGCCGCGGCCGCAGUUCUGGCAGACACCUACGCCCAGCAUGCUCUGACCUUUGAGACUGAGUCCAGCAAGAAGUUCAAGUGUGACCUGCCGCCUUCGGUGGCACCGGGAGAUGAUGGCUUCCCUCUGGCAAGUGACUUGUUCUCCGGCAACGAGGCCCUUGAGAGACAGGUCGCCAGGCACGGCGCGAUCGUCCGCGUCCCCUCGAUCAGCUUCGACGACAUGGACGAGGUCGAUGUCGAUGAGCGGUGGGAUGUCUUCCUGGAUCUGCACAGGGUCCUGGAGCAGCAGUUCCCCAAAGUUCACGAGCGAAUGACCAAGGAGAUUGUGAACCGCCUUGGCCUGGUGUACACCAUCAAGGGCAAGGACGAGUCUCUCAAGCCCCUCAUGCUCGCCGCCCACCAGGACGUUGUCCCCGUCGCGGACCCGUCCACCUGGGCGCACCCUCCCUUCUCGGGCUACUUUGACGGCACCUUCCUCUGGGGCCGCGGCUCGAGCGACGACAAAAACAGCCUGACGGCGCUCCUGUCGGCCCUCGAGGCCCUUCUCUCCAGGGACGACUGGACUCCCAAGCGCACCAUCGUACUGGCGUUCGGCUUCGAUGAGGAGACCUCUGGCCGCCGUGGGGCGGGGACCAUCGCCCCGUUCCUCGAGGACCGCUACGGCAAGGACUCGAUGGCCAUGAUCCUCGACGAGGGCGGCAUGGGCCUGCAGGUCGUCGACGACACGGUGUACGCGCUGCCCGCCGUCUCGGAGAAGGGCCACGUCGACAUCUGGUUCGAGCUGCGCGUGCUGGGCGGGCACUCGUCCAUCCCCUUCCCGCACACCGGGAUCGGCAUCAUCGCCGAGAUCGUGCACGCGCUCGAGUCGCACCCCUACGAGCCGAAGCUCAUCGAAGGGUCGCCCGUGCACGACCACUUCGUCUGCCAGGCGCGCUACUCGCCACACGCCGACCGCCGGCUCACGCGGCUCGUGCGCCAGGGCGACCUCAAGGCGCUGGUCAAGGAGCUCGUGCGCCAGGGCCCCGCGACGCACUACCGGCUGCAGACGUCGCAGGCCGUCGACCUCGUCGAGGGCGGCGCCAAGAUCAACGCCAUGCCCGAGGUCGUGCGCCUCGGCGUCAAUUACCGCGUCGCGCCGCAGAACUCGAUCAACGAGGUCAAGCGGAACAUCCUGAAAUACAUCCGCCCCAUCGUGAAGCGCUACCGCCUCGACGUCGACGCCUUUGACGGCCAGACGUUCGGCCUCGGCCCGGACGAGCUCGAGUUCGGUAGCGACGACAACGGCGAUGACGACGGCUUCUACUACGACGUCAACUAUAACGGCACGCUGGCCAUCUGGUCGACGCAGGAGACGCAGCCGGCGCACACGUCACCCACGUCGGGCAAGGUCUGGGACCUCUUCUCGGGCACGAUCCAGCACACGUUCGGGUCCAAGCACCGCAAGGUCGUGCCCGUCGGCGAGCUCAUGACGGGCAACACGGACACGCGGCACUACCUGGACCUGACGCGCAACGUGUACCGCUUCGUGCCGACGCGCCAGGGCGAGAGCAUCAACAUCCACACCGUCAACGAGCGCAUCGACAUGCACUCGCACAUGGACGCCUGCCGUUUCUAUUACGACCUCGUGCGCAACUUUGACCGCUCCGACGCCGGCAAGACGAGCUGGGGGUAUAAUGAGCUUUGA
Messenger RNA from Thyridium curvatum, 1722 nucleotides. RefSeq lists its product as uncharacterized. Gene Ontology annotation, molecular function: metallocarboxypeptidase activity. The transcript has 2 exons. Bases 1 to 1722 code for a protein of 573 amino acids. Gene Ontology annotation, cellular component: fungal-type vacuole lumen. Lineage: Eukaryota; Fungi; Ascomycota; Sordariomycetes; Thyridiales; Thyridiaceae. The record is from RefSeq and is a predicted model, not a curated record.